This is a messenger RNA of Saprolegnia parasitica CBS 223.65, 975 nucleotides long. RefSeq lists its product as hypothetical. The transcript has 3 exons. The record is from RefSeq and is a predicted model, not a curated record. Lineage: Eukaryota; Oomycota; Saprolegniomycetes; Saprolegniales; Saprolegniaceae. Bases 1 to 975 code for a protein of 324 amino acids.
AUGAUCCAGGCGGCAAGCAAGCCAACGAAGACGAGCUUUGACGUCCUCGGCAGCGCGCUGGCUACGCUCAACGUCGCCAUGACGUCGCACUUCAUUUCCGAUCACCUCGACAUCAUGCCAUCGAUGGCGUUGGCCCAUUCGCUGCACGCGACAUUGAUGACCGUCGGCUGGGAACCGUUGGCACGAGCGAUGACGACCAUGCUCACUCGGUGGCACAAAUACACUUCGGACCGUCCGCUCAGCCACAGCUUCCGCCUCGUCGCAAGCUUGGCCGGCGUCGCGGAUCAUCCCGUCUGCCCUCGACUGGACCUUCCAUUUGUGUCGGAGCUCAUCAAGCUCUGCUGGCCUGUCAACUCAAAAGACCUUCUCGCCCCGGGUGACGUUAAGGACACUGCCAUGACGCGCGCGGGUUGGUUCACGAACAAGCUGCCGACGAUCUUGUGCAUCGAAAUCGACACGUACCUCCUCCCGGCGAGCACGAUCGAGCAGCACAUCGACCACUGGAUGCGGCGCGAACCGUUCGACGUCGUUGCGCCAUCGUUGGUAAGCGCAACGAAGCGCAACCCGCAGCUGCGCAUCAACAAGAACCGAGCGGCGCCUGCCGGCGCGCUUGCCAGCAUCUCCGCCAAAAACAUGCGCAACGUGUGGGGCGUUGCAAGCGCUUUGGCACUGGUAGCACAGCCAUGGCCAACGACGUUGCUUCAGAGCCUCUGGGAGAAGAUGGGUUUGGCGUUGCUCCCGGCCUUUGAAGUGCCGCGCUACCAGGGCCGGUUGUUGGCGCACAGCUACGGAGCGUCCUCGCUGCUGCGAGGCCCAGUGCACGCAUGCAGCUCGACCCGUCUCGUCCUCGACGCCCUCGGAUACUUUCGCCUGUACGACGCUGAGAAGCGGUCGGCGUUUGUCGACGCCUUUCUUGCUGCAACGGCCUCAAAGCUCGAAGCCAACGCCGUCUUCCGCAACCUUGAGCUUCAGUAG